AUGGCACAUUGGAAAACAUUCCCAUCGCCACCACAUCUCCAGCUCUCAGGUCUCAGCCAGUCAGUCCUUUCAACGGGCGGGCAUCACGCAGCUGAUGAAAUAACACAUAACGGUGGUUCGGACUCGGUGACUGUUGAUCAGCUCCGACUCGACCCGGUCGGUAUCUCAGCCUCCCUCACUCACUCAGAACUCGCACUCGCUUUCGGUGCUGUGGGCUACUGCACACCAUUACGGCAUCAAACCUCCAACUUACACCCAGUACAACUCACCCAUCCACGCACGUACGCAUCUGACGGCGGCCACCUCGCGGUUGCUGGUAAGAGCGAGUCGGUCAGAAAUUUUGCCGACUCGGGUAUUCGUCACUCAAACACUACCAUCGUCAUCGGGUCAGUUGUUGGCCCAAAUCUCGAAUCUGUACUCACAUGGAACACGGGGAACAGAGAUAAAAGAAAAGUUCACCUGCCGCAUGAGUCUCAGGACGGCCUCUCCAAUCAUUCCCAAGGGCUUUCUAUCUUCCACGGACUGAAACCUCUACAAGAAGCCAGCACAAUGAACUCAAUCAAGCCAAUAACUUCAAAACCGGCCAUACGCCGUGGUGCCGAGGAUGCAAAGGCCGACAACGACCAGACCAUCCGCAAUCUCGAAAAGGGCGCCUACCAUGACUGGCCCAACGAAGCCGCCUUUGACGGCCUCAAGGAAGAGCGCGGCCCCAUCGAGAUCCCCGUCACCGGCAUCAUCCCCUCCUGGGCUGCCGGCUCUCUCUACCGCACCGGACCUGGCCAAAGCAAGGUCGAGGGCACGCCAAACGGCACCUUUCGCAUCUCUCACUGGUUCGACGGCCUGGCGCACUCGCAUCGAUUCGAGAUCGUGCCCGUCGGCGCCCCACCCUCUCCAGACUCCGAUACGGGCCGGGCAACCUCCGGACCGACCCGUGUCCUGUACUCGUCCCGUCGCCAAGCCGAGGGCCUCGAGGCCCAGAUCAAGCGUACCGGGUCGUCCAAGAUGUUCAGCUUUGGUCAGCGGAGCGACCCUUGCAUUGGCUUCCUCGGCAAGUUCAUGAGCACUUUCCGGGCCACGGUCUGGGGUCCGCGCCUGCAGCACGACUAUGGCAAAGAGAACAUCGCCGUUGUCGUCCUGCCGAAUGCGCCCUUCAAGGCCAGUGUUCAUCAUCCUCGUAGUGAAGCCGAGAAGAAUGUCGAGGUCCAUACCGAGAACGAGACCUCCUUGCCGAUGCCGUCCGGUCAUCGCUCUGGUCUGCCCGAGAAUCUGUGGAUCACGACGGACAAGGCCGGCAUGAUGCAGGUCGACCCUGCCACGCUCGAGCCCAUCGGCUUCGCCACUCAGGCAGUCCUCCAUCCCUCCCUCAAGGGCCCGCUUUCCUGCGCCCACGCUCAACGCGAUCCCAAGACUGGAGACAUGUUCAACUACAAUCUCGAGAUGGGAGGACGCAACGCGACGUACCGAGUAUUCCGUGUCAGUGCAUCCACCGGACAGACCGAGAUCCUCGCGACCAUCGAGCGACCAGGCCUCAAGGGCGCCUACAUCCAUUCGUUCUUCCUCUCGGAGAACUACGUGACCCUCUGCGUCCCGAGCACGCACAUCGCCAUGAACGGACUCAAGAUCCUCUGGGAGCGCAACCUGCUGGAUGCGAUCGAACCCUUUGACGCGUCCAAGAAGUGCAAAUGGUUCGUCGUCGAUAGGCACCACGGCCGAGGCGUGGUGGCCGAGUUCGAGAGCGAGGCGGGCUUCUUCUUCCACUCGGUCAACACGUUCGAGGAGCCGGCCGAGGACGGCAGCGCAGCCGUCGACAUCCUGGCCGACGUCAUCGAGUUCGACAACUUUGACGUCCUGCGCUCGCUCUACUACGACGCCAUCCUGGACCGCGACGGCGCCUUCGGCCGCUUCCACCAGACCGAGGAGAAGAGGCGCGCCUUCGUGCCGCGCCUAGCCCGCUACCGGCUCCGUGUCGCGCCGCCGGCGUCCGAGCCCGCCAAGCCCACCACCGCCAAGUCGGCGGCGGCGGCGGAGCGCAUCCUCGCCAUCCCCGGCCCGCACGCCGGCGAGCUGCCCACCAUCAACCCGGCCUACGCGCUGCGGCGCCACCGGUACGUCUACAGCCUCGCGACGCGCGGCCUGGCGACGGUGGCCGACACCAUCGUCAAGACGGACACGCUGACGGGCGAGGCCGUGCUGUGGAACAACGAGACGGCGCACACGCCCGGCGAGGCCAUCUUCGUCGCGCGGCCGGGCGCGGCAGACGCGGACGAGGACGACGGCGUUCUGCUGAGCGUCGUGCUCGACGGCGCCGAGGGCACGAGUUACCUGCUGUGCCUGGACGCGCGGACAAUGGAGGAGAUGGGCCGCGCCGAGGUCGGGUUCGCGGUGGGACAGGGGUUCCAUGGCGCGCAUCACCCGCGGGCAUGA
Molecule: messenger RNA, 2424 nt
Organism: Thyridium curvatum
Lineage: Eukaryota; Fungi; Ascomycota; Sordariomycetes; Thyridiales; Thyridiaceae
Exons: 3
Coding region: 1-2424 (807 amino acids)
Biological process (GO): carotene catabolic process
Molecular function (GO): carotenoid dioxygenase activity
Source: RefSeq, a predicted model, not a curated record